AUGACGAGAGGCCGUAGGAACAUCGUUGAACGGGCGAAGCAGAUGGGUUACAACGAGGAGGCAUGCAGUAUCGUCAACGGUGACCGGCUGCUGCCUAAGCUCGAGGAUGGAACGAUAGCAAACCACCAAGCGGCGCUCAGUGCAUGGACUGAUUACGUUGAUCAUAUGAGCGAGACAAAGCAGAGAAUACCUUGCACGGACAACCUUGAGGAUCUGAAGGAUUUCGUCUAUAUAAGAGCCAAGGUAAUCAAAGGCACACAGAACAAGACCGCAAGUGUGGAAACCGUUCGGAACUACUGGAACAACUUCACAGGCGCUUGGAAGCGAUCAUAUCCUGCUAUCAGAGACGAUCUCAAGGAGUCAAUUCACGAAUUCAUCUAUGGGCCAUUGAAAGAACUACUAGGUCUUCUUGACGAAAAGAAGCCUCGAAGAUAUGCAAAUGAAAAACACCUUUUGAUCUAUGCCGAGCAGCUUUGGAGCAGAGACUGGUUCAUCUACUAG
Molecule: messenger RNA, 501 nt
Organism: Fonsecaea erecta
Lineage: Eukaryota; Fungi; Ascomycota; Eurotiomycetes; Chaetothyriales; Herpotrichiellaceae
Exons: 3
Coding region: 1-501 (166 amino acids)
Source: RefSeq, a predicted model, not a curated record